AUGGCGUGCUCGUACCACCGACGUCUAUACGCCGGGACGUGCUCGGAGGCGCCCUGUUGUACGAGGCGCCCCGGCGACAUCAUUUUGGCGACGUAUCCGAAGAGCGGAACGACCUGGACCCAGUACACCCUGCGGUUCCUACUGAACCUGGACAACGGCAAGUUGCCGGACGUGCCAACGUUCGCCGACCUCUUGACCAGGUGUUGCCCCUUCCUAGAACUGGUCGGUCGAAAGGUUGUCGAAGCCACCCCAGCCCCCCGUGUGAUCAAGACUCACUUUAGUUCCACGAUGACGCCAUACCAUCCAAAAGCCAAGUACGUCAUCAUCGUACGCAACCCUUUCGACUGCGUCGUCUCCUUCUACCACCACUGCAUGGGAGACCGGAUCAACCUGAGGAUGCGCGCGGACACGAAGUUCGACGAGUUCUCUGAAGACUUCAUGGACGGCUACAACUUCAAGAGCGACCCUAAGAAAACGGUGCUCGCGCUGGCCAAGUUCGUCGACGCGUCCGUCUGGCAGAAGUUGCGCGCCAAUAAGGCACUCUUGAAAGUUUUGCUGGAACGCAUCUCUUUUGCCAACCUCAAGUCGGACGUCAAGAUGGAUGUUGACAUCCAUCAUACGUUGGUCGAUCGCAACCAUCACGAGGAAAAAAGCGAUGCAAAAGAAAUUGACGAGAAAAGAACCGGCAAGAGUCUACCACACAAAAGUUUCGAUGACGCAGACGACCCUGCCAGAAACACGGAGACGCCCGAGGAAGAAGCAAUGGUGGCCUUUGCCAACUUUUUCCGCAAGGGUGAAGUAGGAGACUGGAAACGCUACCUGAAUCCGGAACAAGAGAAGCGCCUUCGGGCGGUGUACGAAAAGCGCAAGCGCGGGACAGAAAUGUGGGACGCUUGGAAGGAUUACCUGGGUUACAAAGAUGCCAGCGCUCGUGCAAAUAAAGGAUCUUAA
Rhipicephalus microplus (southern cattle tick) is the source of this 951-nucleotide messenger RNA. RefSeq names its product sulfotransferase family cytosolic 1B member 1-like. The record is from RefSeq and is a predicted model, not a curated record. NCBI's taxonomy places the organism in Eukaryota, Metazoa, Arthropoda, Arachnida, Ixodida, Ixodidae.